Molecule: messenger RNA, 1868 nt
Organism: Podarcis muralis (Common wall lizard)
Lineage: Eukaryota; Metazoa; Chordata; Lepidosauria; Squamata; Lacertidae
Source: RefSeq, a predicted model, not a curated record
CUCCCUUCCUCCCAUCUCAGCUCCAGCCUCAAAACUUCCUCAGAAAAGGCGCCUCUCAUCUUCCCGCCAAAAGGGCUGGCUCCGCCCCCGCCUCUCUGGGUAGCCAAUCAGAGAGAGCAGUUCCAGCCCCCUGGUGGCGUUUCUGAGGGACUGCAGCUCCAGACUCGCCCGGGCUCAGCUCUGUCUCUCUCUCUCUCCCCCCCGCCCCCCUUAGCAUUGCCUCCUUGCUCCUUUCUGGAUCUGUGCCUUGCAGGUGGGGCUGCUCUGAGGGGGGCUGAGCUCUGUCUCCCCUCGAGCCGGAAAGGCGCCUGGGACUCAUUGCUGGGGGAGAAGGAAGAGAAGAGGAGAGAAAUGAGGAAAUGGCUCGUAAAAUGCUGCCGCGAGAUUUGUUCCAACGAGAUGUCAUGUGGGUCUUUUAGCAGGGUUAGGAGGAACUGAGCUGGAUUCCUAGAGAGGACCAGGAAGGAAGGCGGGGGCGGGUCCUCCAGAGUCCAGCCCCUUCCUGUCAGAGGAGGCAGCUCUUGUCUCCUCGCAGGCGCCUUCGGCAUCGACGCCUCUAAUUUGGACGGACAAAACUUGGCAGAGGACCAAGGGGAUCCUUCCUGUCUCUUGGAGGCUUCCUUAGAACACACAUGGAUGAGCAAGACUCAGCUGGCCCUGAAGCAGGAAGAGGCCCGGCCAUGGAAACGGGAAGCAGUGCAGGAUUCUGGGAAGGCUCUGGGCAGAAGAUCCUGGGAGAGGAACACACCCUCCGCUCAGAGGUGCAGAGCCAGCAGUUCAGCUGGUUCUGUUACCAGGAGGCCGAAGGACCCCGUGAGGUUUGCAGCCAACUCUACCACCUUUGCCACCAGUGGCUGAAGCCAGAAAGGCACACGAAAGCUGAGAUGCUGGACCUGGUGAUCUUGGAGCAGUUCCUGGCUGUCCUUCCAGCGGAGAUGGAGAGCUGGGUGAGGGAAUGCGGAGCAGAGACCAGUUCCCAGGCAGUGGCCCUGGCCGAAGGUUUCCUCCUGAGUCAGGUGGAGGAGAGGAAUCAGGCGGAGAAGAAGCAGGAAAGGGAUCUGUCUUCAGAAACGGGUCCUGAUUCCUCUGAGGCAGAGAGGACUUCGUUGGACACCAGAGAGAGGCUGCUGGGUAAGGAGGAAGGAGUUUUCCCUCUGUGUGGUCACAUUCUGGAGAUUCUCAAACUACUCUGUGGGUUCUUUCAGUGUUUUGGGGAAGCCACUUGGGGCCCAGAGGCCAAAGGAGAGGAGAUAUAUUUCAGCAUCACUAAAAUAUGAAAUGGGUACAAAGGCCAGAAUGCACCUCGAGAGAAGCAUCCUGCACUCCUGUCUCCCCACUUCCCUUUGUCUCUCGCAGGUGAAAGAAGGAUGCCGGCAAGACCUCCUCCUCCAUCUCUUCAUCCUGGUGGAGGGGAAGCAGCGGCUGAGGAACCGGAUCAGAGCUCAGUUUCUUUUGAAGAUGUCACUGUUUGUUUCACGGCUGAGGAGUGGGCGUUGCUGGAUCCUGCCCAGAGAGCUCUGCAUAAGGAGGUUACAGAGGAGAAUCGUGGUAUCCUGGCCUCUCUCAGUGGUGAUGAAUUAGAAAUUAAGAAUCAGCGAAUCCAUGACAAAAUCCACACAGUGGAGAACCCCUAUCAAUAUGUGGAGUAUGGAGAGAGCUCUCAUUCCUUAUCCCACCCAAGAAUUCCCACUGGGAAGAAGAUGCAUCGGUGCUUGGAAUGUGGGAAGAGCUUCAGUCGCAGCUCUUAUCUCACGGUCCAUCAAAGAUUUCAUAAAGGAGAGAAACCUUAUCAGUGCUUGGAAUGUGGGAAGAGCUUCAGUACAAAGGCCAAUGUCACUUCCCAUCAAAGAAUUCAUGCAAGGGAGAAA